Messenger RNA from Anisakis simplex (herring worm), 411 nucleotides. NCBI's taxonomy places the organism in Eukaryota, Metazoa, Nematoda, Chromadorea, Rhabditida, Anisakidae. The record is from the annotation of a GenBank genome assembly.
AUGACACGCUCACAGAGAGUGCUUACUUAUGGCUACUGGGAUCUGCCGACGAAUCAAACUGCCGGUGUAAAACCAUCGAACGCUCUGCAGAUGCGCUUCCGAAUGUGCAUUCUCCUUUUAUCGGCGAUCAUCUUUACGGGCAAAAGUGAUGCAAAGCGAAGGAAAUGCCCAAAGGGAGCGUGGAAAGAGGGUGCGAUUGUGAAUGCGAUUAUGAGUAAUUAUACAAAAAUGUUGCCCGACUCUGAGGACGCCGUUCAAGUCAACGUCGAAAUACACGAUGUUUCGUCGUUGAACGAAAUCACUUCUGAUUUUGAAAUUGAUAUUCUAUUCUCGCAACUGUGGCAUGAUACGGCACUCAGUUUCGCUAAUUACACGUCUUGCAAACAUAACAUAACAAUGGAAUCGAGGUGA